Messenger RNA from Syngnathoides biaculeatus (alligator pipefish), 2869 nucleotides. It is a transcript of the gene pcca, whose product is annotated as propionyl-CoA carboxylase subunit alpha. NCBI's taxonomy places the organism in Eukaryota, Metazoa, Chordata, Actinopteri, Syngnathiformes, Syngnathidae. The record is from RefSeq and is a predicted model, not a curated record. Gene Ontology annotation, molecular function: metal ion binding; propionyl-CoA carboxylase activity; ATP binding. The transcript is spliced from 23 exons. Gene Ontology annotation, cellular component: mitochondrion. Bases 424 to 2559 code for a protein of 711 amino acids.
UUAUGGCCUUAUUUAAAAUGUGUAUAUUGACAAUAUAUGCGUUGAUGUUAACAACAACAACAAAAAACCCUAAAAAAAAUCAGUCAAGAAAUGACCAAGUGAUAAAUUAAUUGGAAUGUUAAUGUAAAGCCUACUAUCGGAACGUCAACCUUUCCAACAUGGCCGCUAAGUAGGCACGUUAUUUACUAGUACUGCUACACGACUCGCAUGUCUUGCGUUAAUAUUUGGAUUUUGCUUCUUGUCUAUGGAAAAUAAGAAGAAGAAGAAGAAGAAGAAGAAGAAAAAAGAAGACGAAGAAGACGAAGAAGACGAAGAAGCAGCAGCACAAGCACAAGAAAAAGAAUAACAAGAACAAAGCGACAAAACGAGUAAAAAAACAAACAAACAAAAAAAAACUUCCGUCCUGAUUUUUAUUGUAUCAGAAUGGUGACGCGCAGUAUCUUACUCUCUCCGGCCAGAUUAGUUUUUGUUUUAAAGCAUCCCCCCUUCCAGUCUGGAUACUGUGCGAUUCACAACAAAACACAGUAUUCCACCACUCCAAGUCCAACUGAAAAGACAUUCCACAAGAUCCUAAUCGCAAACAGAGGGGAGAUUGCUUGCAGAGUGAUCCGGACAUGCAAGAAGAUGGGUAUUCGGACUGUUGCUGUUCAUAGUGAUGUAGACUCCAAUGCUGUUCAUGUCAAGAUGGCUGACGAGGCAGUGUGUGUUGGUCUCGCCCCCACUACUCAAAGCUACCUCAACAUGGAUGCCAUUCUGCAUGCUGUCCGACAGACUAAAUCCCAAGCUGUUCACCCGGGAUAUGGCUUUCUUUCCGAAAACAAAGAAUUUGCAAAAAGACUAGCAAAGGAGUCUGUGGCAUUUAUUGGCCCUGACACUCAUGCCAUCCAAGCAAUGGGAGAUAAAAUUGAGAGCAAACUAAUUGCUAAGGCAGCAAAAGUCAACACUAUCCCAGGAUUUGAUGGAGUGGUCAAGAAUCCUGAGGAAGCUGUCAAAAUUGCACAAAAUAUUGGCUACCCAGUAAUGAUCAAAGCAUCUGCAGGUGGAGGAGGGAAGGGAAUGAGAAUUGCGUGGAAUGAUGCUGAAACAAGAGAAGGCUUCCGUUUUUCAUCCCAGGAAGCAGCAUCAAGCUUUGGAGACGAUAGGCUUCUUAUUGAGAAAUACAUAGACAACCCAAGACACAUCGAGAUUCAAGUUCUGGCUGAUAAACAUGGUAAUGCUCUGUGGUUAAAUGAAAGAGAGUGUUCUAUCCAGAGGAGGAACCAGAAGGUGGUGGAAGAAGCACCAAGUGCUUUCCUGGACGCAGUGACAAGACGAGCAAUGGGUGAGCAAGCAGUGCAGCUUGCCAAGGCUGUGCAGUACUCUUCUGCUGGUACUGUCGAGUUCCUGUUAGAUUCUGCAAAGAAUUUCUACUUCCUGGAGAUGAACACACGACUGCAAGUUGAACAUCCCAUUACAGAGUGUAUUACUGGGCUUGACCUGGUUGAACAGAUGAUCCGAGUUGCCAAGGGUUACCAACUGCAGCUCAAACAGGAAGAUAUCCCAAUCAAUGGCUGGGCCUUUGAGAGCCGUGUCUAUGCUGAGGACCCUUACAAGUCAUUUGGUCUUCCCUCCAUUGGGAGAUUGUCCCAAUACCAAGAGCCAACCAGUCUAAAAAAUGUCCGGGUUGAUAGUGGCAUUCAGGAAGGGAGUGACAUCAGCAUCUAUUAUGAUCCUAUGAUUUCUAAGUUAAUAACCUAUGGUGCUACCAGAGCAGAAGCCCUUGCCAAGAUGGAGGACGCUCUGGAUAGCUACGUUAUCAGAGGUGUAACCCACAACAUUCCUCUCUUGAGAGAAAUAAUCACCCAUCCUCGCUUUAUUUCUGGUGACAUUAGCACCAACUUCCUUCCAGAGAUUUACCCUGAUGGCUUUAAAGGUCAUCAGCUACCUGUGGAACAACAGCAGGAACUGGUAGCAUCUGCAGCAGCUCUGUACAUCACAGCCAAGCUCUGUUCUCAGAAAGUCCUUGGAAAUUCUAGGCUGGCCUCAAUCCCUAUUGAGUGUAGUUGCUGGGAGCUACGUGCACAGCUGGAAGAACGAUGGCAUGAAAUGAAAGUUAAUAAAUUCGGAGAGAUAUAUAUGGUGGAAGUGGAAGGAAAACUGGUGGAGGUCCAUGGACAGUGGAAUUUGGCUUCCCCGCUGUUGCCGCUCACUUUGAAUAGUAAGCACAGAAUGUUACAGUGUCUAUCCCGAGAUGCUUCUGGUCUCAUAGUUCUGCAAUACCUGGGCACAUCGUAUAAGGUUCGCAUUUUAUCCAAGUUGGCUGCAGAGUUGAAUUCCUACAUGCCAGAAAAAAUUCCUGAAGACACGAGCAGUAUCCUGCGUUCACCUAUGCCUGGCACAGUGGUGGCAGUUACUGUUAAGCCUGGUGAUAAGGUUGCACAAGGCCAAGAGAUCUGUGUGAUUGAAGCUAUGAAAAUGCAGAACAGUAUGACCGCUGUAAAACAAGCAAAGGUAAAGCGGGUCCAUUGUAAGCCUGGUGAGACAGUUGGUGAAGGAGAUUUGCUUGUGGAGCUUGAAUAAAUCAGAACAUAGUAUUAUCAAAGAACAACGUAUUAUCCCUCUCAAUAAUGGAUGAUCAAUACUGGAAAAAAAUAACUGUACCUACAGUAUGAUCAAUGGACCACAGUGUCCCCCGCAGAGAUUGAUGUCCUCAGUGCCUGAUCAUUGAGCUUUAUCAACAAUAUAACUGGAGUGUGAAAAUUCUUGUUCUCAUGGAUUUCUUGUUGGGUUUUCAAGCUAUGAAAAGUUUUUCUGUUUUUGUUAUAUACCUAGAAUAAAAUGUACUCACUAGUUUAAGAUGUUUUCAUGAAAUUAAAGCCUGAUGGAGUAA